AUGUCGUCACGGGCUCACCAUGAUCAGCUCAUCGAGCAGGAUCCCGCUGGGGAAGAUACGAGGAGCCAAAGAGAAUCGCAGGAAGAUGCAGCUCUUCUGAAAACAAUGGGCUAUAAGCCGGUCCUACAUCGGACAUACUCAUUUUUCGAAAACUUCGCCACGACAUUCGCUGCGCUAUACUUUGUCGGUGGUGUACGUGUCACCUUUAGUACCGGUAUUGCCGCUGGCGGAAACUUGGCUUAUUGGACGAGCUAUCUCGUUACCGUGGUCUUCACCUUCAUCACAGCGGCCGUGAUCGCAGAAGUCUGCUCUGCUUCGCCUUCCGCCGGAUCGAUUUACCUCUGGGCUGCGGAAGCAGGCGGACCCAGAUUCGGACGACUCCUUGGAUUUAUCGUCGCAUGGUGGUCGACCACUGCGUGGACAACGUUCUGCGCCAGUAAUACCCAGUCAGCAACAAACUAUCUGCUAUCUGAAUUGACCGUAUUUGACGUCGACUUUCCCAAGGAUGUGACAGACGUCAAGUUCCGUGCUGUGCAAUGGAUCGUCACCGAGGUCCUCCUUGCCCUAGCAGCUCUGCUCAACUUCAUGCCGCCGAGAUAUUUCAAAUAUGUCUUCUGGUUCUCCUCGGCGGUUGUUAUGCUUGACUUCUUCCUUAAUGUCAUCUGGCUCCCAAUUGGCACAGCCAAUACUUGGGGAUUCAGAACUGCCGAGGAAGCCUUCAUGUCUACGUACAACGGCACUAACGCUCCCCCGGGGUGGAACUGGUGUCUCUCCUAUCUUGCCACCGCCGGUAUUCUGAUUGGAUUUGACGCCUCCGGUCACGUCGCAGAGGAAACCAAGCACGCAUCUGUGACGGCCGCGCGGGGUAUCUUCUGGAGCACAGUUGCAAGUGGAAUCGGCGGUUUCGCAACCAUUAUCCUAUUCCUUUUCUGCGCACCCACUCCUGACAAGCUCUUCGAAUUCGGCUCGCCGCAGCCCUUCGUGCCUCUGUACGCCGUUGUUCUCGGAAAGGGUGGGCACAUUUUCAUGAAUAUUAUCUGCAUAUUCGCCCUCUGGCUCAACACCGCGGUGGCCAUCGUAGCGGCGUCUCGCCUCGUCUUCGCCGUAGCCCGCGACGGCGUCCUCCCCUUCUCCUCUUGGGUCUCCGUUGUCCACAACGGCCAGCCCCGCAACGCCGUCAUCGUUGUCUGGAGUGUCGCGGCCUUAAUCACCUGCACCAUCCUCCCGUCAGACGUUGCUUUCACCUCCCUCGUUUCAGCGGCCGGUGUCCCCUCUGCUGCAGCAUAUGGCCUCAUCUGCCUCGCGCGUCUCUUCCUCACCCCGAAACGAUUCCCCAAGCCCGCAUGGAGUCUUGGAAAGUGGUCCAAACCAUUCCAGGUCAUCGGAGUGUUCUGGAACGGAUGGGUUGUUGCGGUGCUCUUCUCGCCGUAUGCUUUCCCGGUGACAGGCGAGAACCUAAACUAUGCCCCUAUCAUCAUGGCCGGCGUGACCAUCUUCGCACUUGUUUCGUACUUCAUUAUGCCGGAGGAGGCGUGGUUGCCGCGGAACCGCAUCUCGAACUUCGUCGAUAGCAAGGGUGUUGUCGGCACGACGGUGGAUGAGGUUGGUGGUACGUCGAGCGAGGCUCGUCAGUCGCCGGAACCAGAACCCCAGACCAAAAUCCCUGCCGAGAAUUGA
Molecule: messenger RNA, 1677 nt
Organism: Aspergillus puulaauensis
Lineage: Eukaryota; Fungi; Ascomycota; Eurotiomycetes; Eurotiales; Aspergillaceae
Product: putative amino acid permease
Exons: 9
Coding region: 1-1677 (558 amino acids)
Biological process (GO): transmembrane transport
Cellular component (GO): membrane
Molecular function (GO): transmembrane transporter activity
Source: RefSeq, a predicted model, not a curated record